Messenger RNA from Adineta ricciae, 645 nucleotides. The record is from the annotation of a GenBank genome assembly. NCBI's taxonomy places the organism in Eukaryota, Metazoa, Rotifera, Eurotatoria, Adinetida, Adinetidae.
AUGGUUGCAACGUCGAUAAACUACUUUUACAAAAAUGUUCACGAUCAGAAUUCAGUCGAUGAUAUAUUGUAUGGUUAUGACGUUUUGUUUGAAAAUGAGUAUUUGUUUACCGCUUCAUCCUGCUUAGGCGUACAAUAUCAGUCAAUUCCAAAUGAUGCAAUGGUUUUUCAACAAUUAAUCUGGAGAAUCAAACCCGAUCUGAUCAUUGACUUAGGAACGAACGUUGGUGGUUCUGCAGUAUUCUUUGCAUCGAUCAUGCCAUUUUAUAGUGAUGUUGGGAUCGUUCUGACGAUUGAUCGCGAAUCGUUCACAAUGGAUUGGGUUCCCGAUAGAAGAACGUUAUGUAAAGAUUGCGUCAAUGCAACCGAUAAUAAACUAUGGAAAAAAUAUGUUCAUUUCAUUCAAGGAUCGACAAAUGAUGUUAGUGUAUUAGCGGAAGUUAAAAAGUACGCAGCGAACGGGAGAACUGUGUUUAUAAGUCACGAUGCUGCUCAUGACUGCGAUUCAGUUUAUGAAGAUUUAAUAAAUUAUACUGAAUUCUUUAGUAUUAAUUCGUAUAUGGUAGUACAAGACACGAAGUUAGAUCGAAUGAAGAUUCCCUCCAGAGGUCCAUUAGCUGUUGUAAGAAAAUUCUUGGACUAUUAA